UUGUUAUCGCACAUCCUAAUCUCACCGUGUUCUGUGGAUCUGCCCCUCUUACAGUUCAGACGAGCUGCACUCGGGGCCGACCUGCACUCAUUACCAUUAUUUUCCCUUCGACUGGUCAGAGAUGGGCUGUCUGCUUCUCCACUCCGUGCUCUCCUUAUCUGCUUCGCUUUCCACCCAUGGUAAUUGAAAGUGGCUGUAGGCCAGUAAAAGUCCAGAGUGAGCGAGUGGGGGUGGUGGAGAGGGAGAAGGACAGAACCAGAGGAGGCAGAAGGGCAGAUUUUUAUUCAGAAACAUGUGCACUUCUCUGCAACUUCACGGUCUGUCAACAGAAGACUGUGAACUCUGCUGAUCACCGGCUUUUAAUGAGCGGGCUAAGAGGAAUUCACCCAAAGGCGUCGACACUCACUGUGUUUUUCCUGUCUCUGCACAGCUGGAACAUAGGAACUGCUGCACGAUGGGUUUCAAGGCGACAUCCAUACAAUGUGGCCUAAGAUACCUCUGCUUCAUUCUUCUCCAGGUGCUUAGUGCAGCGCAAGAUGAUGACAUAAGAAGUUGUAGGACGGCUCCAUGUGAUCUGGUCUUCAUCCUAGAUGGAUCAUGGAGUGUUGAAGAUGUCAACUUUGAACUAGUAAAGCGAUGGCUUGUCAACAUCACGACAAGCUUCAACAUUGGACAGAAGUUUACGCAGGUGGGAGUCGUCCAGUACAGCGACGACCCUGUUUUAGAAAUCCCUUUGGGGAAGUAUUUCUCUACCCAAGACCUCAUCAAAGCAAUGGAGUCCAUUGAGUACAUGGGGGGCAACACGAGGACAGGCACAGCCAUUCAAUUUGCCACAGAAAAGCUCUUUGGCCUUUCUGAGCGUGGCCCGCUUGGCAUUUCCAGAAUCGCUGUGGUCCUCACAGACGGGAAGUCCCAAGAUGAGGUCUUGAAAGCUGCAGAGGCAGCGAGAAAAAAAGGAGUCAUUCUGUUUGCAAUUGGUGUUGGUCCUAAGACAGAAGAUGCUGAAUUAAGGGACAUUGCAAACAAGCCAUUUUCAAGCUAUGUCUUCUCUGUGGAGGAUUACAAAGCAAUUUCCAGAAUAAUACAGGUCAUACGACAAAAGCUGUGUGAAGAGACUGUGUGUCCAGUAAGAAUCCCCAUAGAUUCCCGUGAGGAGAAAGGGUUCGAUUUACUGUUGCGUUUAAAUUUUGCCAAAAAAGUCAAGAAAACGCAAGGAUCAUUUUACAGAACCAAAGCCUACGAAGUGACGUCUCAUGUUGACUUGAGUGAUGCUACACGGAACCUUUUCCCUGAUGGCUUCCCUCCAUCCUAUGUAUUUGUGGCUACAAUGAGGUAUAAAGGGUCAGUGGUGAAGGAGGACUGGGAUCUCUGGAGGAUACAGACGCGUGACGGGAAGCCACAGAUGGCUGUCACUUUAAGUGGACUGGACCGCACUGUCGUGUUCACCACAACCAGCGAAGCACCAAGCGGAACCCAAACGGUGACAUUUUCAAAGCAAACUGCGAGGCUGUUUGAUGAAAAAUGGCACCAGCUGCGGCUGCUCAUCACCGAGGAGGACGUCACUCUUUAUGUAGACGACCUGGAGGUAGAAACCCUCCCCCUGGAGCCCCCCGUUGGCAUUUUCAUCAAUGGAAAAACUCAAAUUGGAAAAUACGUGCGAAAGGAAACAACAGUGCCAUUUGAAAUCCAGAAACUCCGCAUUUACUGUGAUCCUGAGCAGAAUAACCGAGAGACUGCCUGUGAAAUACCUGGCGUUUGCUCCAACAACCCCGAUUACGCUGAACCGACUCCAGAACCCUGUGUUUGUCCUCCGGGGCCUCCUGGACUUCCAGGAAUGAAGGGAGAGCAUGGAAACACUGGUAAACCCGGUCAGCCUGGACCUGUUGGUGCUGAUGGUAAGCCUGGUGUCCCCGGCAGUAGAGGGACUCCAGGCCUGCCAGGUUCACCAGGAGUACAAGGGCCGCGUGGGCCAGACGGGUACAAAGGGGAGCAAGGACGGCCCGGUGUUCCGGGUGAGAGGGGAAUGCACGGAUUACCAGGACCACCUGGACAACAGGGAGAGACGGGGUCGACAGGAUCGCCGGGACCUGCAGGGUUACCAGGCCAACACGGCCAGAAGGGAGAAAAAGGAAGCGCGGGACCCAGUGGACCACCGGGAUAUCGAGGAGCACCUGGUCCUCCUGGGAGAGAAGGAAAAGCUGGGUUGCAAGGGGGGCCUGGUCAAAAGGGAGCAGCUGGAGCCAGUGGUAGUCCUGGUACUGAUGGAAGGGACGGCCAUCCUGGUUUGCCUGGAUUGCCAGGAACUGUAGGCCUGGAUGGACAAAAGGGGGAAGUAGGGUUGCCCGGACCAAGAGGUUUGAAAGGAUCGAGUGGACCACCGGGUGAGGUUGGUUUACCUGGAGUACCUGGCUUAAAAGGACCAUCUGGGCCCAAGGGGAGUAAGGGCGACACCGGCAGUCCCGGUGUCCAGGGAACACCCGGGCCUACGGGAAGUGCGGGGGAACCAGGAACAGGAGGUGCGCCAGGGCACCCAGGCAUGCCAGGCCUGAAGGGCAGCAAGGGACAAAGAGGAGGUCCCGGUGAACAAGGAGAGAUGGGGUUAAAAGGUGAAAAAGGAGAGUAUGGCAAACCAGGAGUUCACGGGUCUCCUGGUCCAACAGGACUAAAAGGAGAGAAAGGGACAACAGGAGAUCCAGGGCAGAGAGGUCAAGAAGGUCAAGUGGGACGUCCUGGAGAGCCAGGUCGGUCAGGCCCACCCGGUCCGACCGGACAGCAGGGCAACACUGGUCCUCCAGGCCCACCGGGACCGGAAAGAACAUCUGAAAAUACAAUGUCAGACAAUCACAUUCGCCAGAUUUGCAGAGAGAUAAUUCAGUCUGAGUUGCCUUCACUGAUGUUCAGCAACCAACAAAGUAGCUGUCUUAGAUGUCAAAGCCGGCCUGGAUCUCCUGGUCCUCCAGGUCCAACUGGUCCUCAGGGACUCAGGGGUCUUCCUGGAUUCAUUGGUUUAAGGGGCCAGCCAGGCCACCCUGGGCGCCCGGGGACCCCUGGCAUUAAUGGGCUCAAAGGUGAACCAGGUGAACCAGGUGAUAAGGGCAGUCCUGGUCGAACCCUCAUUGGAGAUCAGGGACCACCUGGGCUUCCAGGUCCAAUGGGUCCCCCUGGGUACAGUAAACCAGGUCGCCCAGGUAAUCCUGGACCCCCGGGUCUAAACGGAGCAGAGGGCAAAAGUGGUAACCCUGGCAUCCCUGGCCAGCCUGGGGAGUGUGAUCUGACCAUGUGCUAUGGAAACAUGAUGAGGCGGGAUCCUUACAGCAAAGGCCCCAAUUAUUGAUAUAGCACAGCACCACAACAGGCGCCAGUCUGAAGCUGAUGUGGAACAAACAGCCAUUCUCAGGAAGACUCAGCUUUACAGUUUCUCUCUGUCGUGGAAACAGUACAGACCUCUUCUCAAACCUUUUAUGUGAUAACAGACAGUCAUCAGAACUAGAUCCUAUCACAUCUCUGCUGGUGUUUUGUAUAAUUGUUUAUAUUCCGAUAUUAGUGAACAUGCUUUUAGGUUUUGCUGGUGUUUAACAAUUGGGUCCAUAAAAUACUUUCCCUCUCAUCUGAGCUCAUCACAACAGGGAUGGGAGGCUUCAGUAUAAGAAAUGAGAGAGUGGAAGGGCAAGCAUCCCACCCUGGCAGAAACCGUUACUAUGACGAUGUGCAGGCUUCUCAGUGGAAGGACCAGUCAGAGCUGAUAGAAGAAUGUUUGCAGCCAAAUACAGCAAGACGGGACAGACUCUGGGACUCACACUUACUGUAGGUGUCCCACCAAGACAUCAGAUUCAUGGCACAAAAAACUGAAGACCUUCAUAGAAUCUGUUCUGAUCCAGUGGAGUUCAAAAGAAGAGAACUGAUCAACAACUGCCCAAAUCCUAUUUUGUUCCUGAGGCCUACAUAUCUUUCUUUACUGUAGCAGGUAUUUUAUUAUUUAUGAAAGAGUCAUAAGUAUUUCAGCAUUGACUUCAGCUUUUGAAAUGUUACUAUUUUGUGAUAAGGUGAAUUUUGUACGAAGCAUUCUUAUUUUUACUAAAAUAAAAAAUAAUAAAUUCA
Messenger RNA from Betta splendens (Siamese fighting fish), 4098 nucleotides. RefSeq names its product collagen, type XXI, alpha 1 (gene col21a1). The record is from RefSeq and is a predicted model, not a curated record. The transcript has 29 exons. Bases 455 to 3334 code for a protein of 959 amino acids. Lineage: Eukaryota; Metazoa; Chordata; Actinopteri; Anabantiformes; Osphronemidae.